Molecule: messenger RNA, 531 nt
Organism: Rotaria sordida
Lineage: Eukaryota; Metazoa; Rotifera; Eurotatoria; Philodinida; Philodinidae
Source: the annotation of a GenBank genome assembly
UCAAUUAAUUCUCAUCUUGGAAAAGAACAAUCAAGACGUGAUGAUCUUGAAGCACUUGGUUAUGUUCUUGUCUAUCUUUAUGAAGGACGUUUACCAUGGCAAGGUCUUAAAGCAGCAGCUAAAUCGGCUAAAUAUGAAAAGAUAUGCGAACGAAAACUUCAUACAUCACUUGAAUCACUUUGUAUAAAUAUGCCAAAUGAAUUUUCAACUUAUUUAAAAUAUUGUCGUAAUCUUGAAUUUACUGAUGAACCUAAUUAUCAUUAUUUAUUAGAAUUAUUUGAUGAUCUUUUUAUACGACAUACUUUUGUACGUGAUUAUGUUUAUGAUUGGAAUCUUAUUCGAUUUCGACGUGGAUCAACAAAUAAUCGAAUAUCACCUAUACUUAAAAAUGAUGUUAUAGAACGACCAAUAAUUUUAACUAAUAAACGAUCAAAAUCUCUUACACCUGUUGUUGCUGCUACUACUACUACUACUACUCGACAUUUAAAUCAACCUCAACAGUUCAUUGGAGAUAAAGCUUUUUGUUCUUAA